This is a messenger RNA of Exophiala viscosa, 831 nucleotides long. RefSeq lists its product as uncharacterized. The record is from RefSeq and is a predicted model, not a curated record. The transcript has 2 exons. Lineage: Eukaryota; Fungi; Ascomycota; Eurotiomycetes; Chaetothyriales; Herpotrichiellaceae. Bases 302 to 667 code for a protein of 121 amino acids.
CGCGUCCUCCACUGGAGAAACACGCUUGUGGCGUCAUCUGAGUGGUGGUAGGAUCAACAAGGCUGGUCGAUCCUAUCUUAGCCUCGUGCUCUUGCCCUCCAAUGCUACGUCACACGACAAGGAAACAGGAUUCAGUGCACAGUGCACACCACGAAGCGACAUGAACAUGAAACCUAUAUUUGAUGCUGCAUCUUCCCUCAAGGUAGGAGAAUUUCAUACUCAACUUCCAGCUUCAGAACAAUAUCCAUCAAAUCACAUACCCUACCUAUAACUAUACAUACUACCAAGCCAAUCGAUCACAAUGGGUCUUUUCGGUCACAAGAGCGAGCCAACUCCAGCACAAGCUGCCCCUUCUCGACACUCGACCUCGUCAGAAGGUAGCCGACUUUCCUCCGGCUCGCGUAGGUCCGGUGGAUUCUUACACCGCAACCAAGAAGACCCAUCCAUCAGCGAUGCUCGUCAACGCGUUGCCUCUGCGGAAGCCGCCGAGCGCGAAGCCGAUCGUGCCUUGGUUCAAGCUCGUACUGCCGUGAGAGAUGCCAGAGAACACAUCAAGCGUAUCGAGAUGGAGGCCGCUGAAGAGGCUCGUCUUGCGAAAAUUAAGCAGCAGAAUGCCAGAGAUAUCUCAAAGAGAGCCAAGCCUCUCGGACGACACGACCACUACUAGAUGAUACCCCUCUCGAAUCGAGAAUGGCAGGCGAUUACAGCGUUGUGUGAUGAGCGUUGAUGGCCAACAGCGUGUACAAAUAUUUCCCCUUGUUGCGUCUGUAUAACUAUAUCAUUGUAUUUAGCGAGUCUUUGUUACAGGGAAUGAUGAGAUGUCAUGAUGUU